AGUCCAUAGCUGCGCCGCGCGGUGCAUUCUGGUAGUAGUUGAAAGAUUCAAGAUGGCGGCGAGCAGGAGACUACACAAGGAGCUUGAAGAAAUCCGCAAAUCUGGGAUGAAAAACUUCCGUAACAUUCAAGUUGAUGAAUCAAACAUAUUGACAUGGCAAGGCCUCAUUGUUCCAGACAACCCUCCAUACGACAAAGGGGCGUUCAGGAUCGAGAUUAUCUUCCCUGCAGAAUACCCUUUCAAGCCACCCAAGAUCACGUUCAAAACGAAGAUCUACCACCCCAACAUUGACGAGAAGGGACAGGUCUGCCUGCCUGUCAUUAGUGCAGAGAACUGGAAACCAGCCACCAAAACUGAUCAAGGUGAGACGCGCUGCAGUUGUUGCAAUAUGCCUGAAACCGCCACAUGAGUCAGACUGCUAAAG
Messenger RNA from Sinocyclocheilus grahami, 424 nucleotides. Its product is annotated as ubiquitin-conjugating enzyme E2 L3-like. The transcript is spliced from 3 exons. NCBI's taxonomy places the organism in Eukaryota, Metazoa, Chordata, Actinopteri, Cypriniformes, Cyprinidae. The record is from RefSeq and is a predicted model, not a curated record. Bases 53 to 409 code for a protein of 118 amino acids.